Molecule: messenger RNA, 1053 nt
Organism: Ailuropoda melanoleuca (giant panda)
Lineage: Eukaryota; Metazoa; Chordata; Mammalia; Carnivora; Ursidae
Product: proteasome 20S subunit beta 5
Exons: 3
Coding region: 51-842 (263 amino acids)
Cellular component (GO): proteasome core complex; cytoplasm
Molecular function (GO): threonine-type endopeptidase activity
Source: RefSeq, a predicted model, not a curated record
AGCUCUCUGGGAGGCCUUCUCGCGGGGAGUUCCUUGUACCCUUACUAGACAUGGCGCUGGCCAGCGUGUUGGAGAGGCCGCUACCGGUGAACGGGCUCGGGUUUUUCGGACUCGGGGGUCGUGCGGAUCUGCUGGACCUGGGUCCAGGGAGUCCCAGCGAUGGGCUGAGCCUGGCCGCGCCCAACUGGGGUGUCACGGAGGAACCGAGAAUCGAAAUGCUUCAUGGAACCACCACCCUGGCCUUCAAGUUUCAGCAUGGAGUCAUUGUUGCAGCGGACUCUCGGGCCACAGCGGGUGCCUAUAUAGCCUCCCAGACAGUAAAGAAGGUGAUAGAGAUCAAUCCCUACCUGCUGGGCACCAUGGCUGGGGGCGCAGCCGAUUGCAGCUUCUGGGAGCGGCUAUUGGCUCGGCAAUGUCGAAUCUAUGAGCUUCGAAACAAGGAACGCAUCUCGGUAGCAGCUGCCUCCAAGCUGCUUGCCAACAUGGUGUAUCAGUAUAAAGGCAUGGGGCUGUCCAUGGGCACCAUGAUCUGUGGCUGGGAUAAGAGAGGCCCUGGCCUCUACUAUGUGGACAGUGAAGGAAACCGGAUCUCGGGGGCCACCUUCUCUGUAGGUUCUGGCUCUGUGUAUGCCUAUGGGGUCAUGGAUCGGGGUUACUCCUACGACCUAGAGGUGGAACAGGCCUAUGAUCUGGCCCGCCGAGCCAUCUACCAAGCCACCUAUAGAGAUGCGUACUCGGGAGGCGCAGUCAACCUCUACCACGUGCGGGAGGAUGGCUGGAUCCGAGUCUCCAGUGACAACGUGGCUGAUCUACAUGACGAAUACAGUGGCUCUGCCCCCUGACGGAGGGCGGGCGUGGCUGCCUGCGUGUCCUGGGGGGACUGCUGCUGGUAAUGUGGGUGCGCUCCCAUCCUCUAGUGGAGGGGUCCUCAGUUGUGUUGAGAACUUGUAAGCUCUGGUGCCCUUGACCUCUGUGUGUCACUAGUUGUUAAUGACCUGCUGCAGAGGUGAUUGUUUUACUCUCUUGGAUGUUAACAUGACACUACUCCACUCA